AGAGCCAACAACGCUACUGAUAUCAACAAAAGACGUCACAGGGUCUUACAGCGAGUCCGAUACAGCUUCCGCGCUGACAAGGAGCCUUUGACAGUGUUUGUGAUAUAGAGGUCUUUGCGGUAUCGUAUCACGAGCGACUGGCUGACUGACUGGCCGGCCGAUUUAUAUAUACAAUCACCACAGUCGCGAGGUAGACAAGAAAAGAACCGGCACAGAGAGAGUGUGUGAGCGAAGCAAGGAAAUAGCGACUAACAGGACUCGUUGCUUUAGUGGGGCAACUCUCUCUCAUUGAUAUUUAAUACACCUUGCUUGCUGCAACGUUUAACGCAGUUCGUGCAGUGUCAUUCAACGAGCAGCUGAUUUGGUCAUUCCUCGGUGUGUUGUCAGUGCCGACAGAAGGCGACGGCGUCCAGCGUUGUCAGAGACUGACCGGCUGUGAUGACCACCAACGUGAUGUACAGUGACAUGGCCGGAAUACAAGCCCACCUCUCUCCGUCCCACCUCCUGCCGAAGAUAGGAAGUGAACAGCAUAAAAAACUAGAGGCGAAUUUCCGUCAAAAUCGGAAUCCCUCGGACUUAGAUGUGACCUUAAUCGCUGCUGAGGUCGGAUUAGAUGAGGAGCAAGUCAAGAGAUGGUUCCGCCAUCGCCUGGCAUGCUGGAGACAACAGCAAGGCCUGCCAGCCAAUAGCGGCUCAGUCAACGACUGACGUCAUACAUGGAUCCCGAACGAGGCUACGAAAGCUGAACGAGUUAUCGACCUUGCACAUCGACUGUGUGUACACGCUUGAAGACUUGUGUUGUGUAUUCAACGCUUAAUUGUUAUUGUUAUGUAUUUGUUCCAGGUAUUUACGGUUCCUUUUGGAAAUUCAGGGAAAUUUAUUGAGGGCUCUUUUGUCAGAUGUCAUUUUCAUUUGUAUAUAAGUCGCAACAGUUACACCUGAUAAACGUACCGCAUGUUGCUUAUUUAUCGCCAUUGUGUUAAACCACUGUGUAUGUCUACUGUAAAAUAUAUUCAGCUAAUUUAUUGACGGAUUGUGCAGUAGGGGUGAGGUAAGAGAGGAUAAAUGUAAAUAAAAAGCAAUUUCAAAGCAA
This is a messenger RNA of Haliotis rufescens (red abalone), 1093 nucleotides long. RefSeq names its product homeodomain-only protein-like. Lineage: Eukaryota; Metazoa; Mollusca; Gastropoda; Lepetellida; Haliotidae. The record is from RefSeq and is a predicted model, not a curated record. Bases 439 to 708 code for a protein of 89 amino acids. Gene Ontology annotation, cellular component: nucleus. Gene Ontology annotation, molecular function: DNA binding. The transcript is spliced from 2 exons. Gene Ontology annotation, biological process: cell differentiation; regulation of transcription by RNA polymerase II.